AUGCAUGGGGACAGUCACUACAACUGGACUGACUGUGAAGCUGGUCACUGGAGCAAAGUCCCUGUCACGCUGCUCAUCUGCCUCUGCGGGCUGGUGGGGAACGGGGCUGUGCUCUGGUUCUUCAUCUCCCAUGUCCGCAGGAACCCCAUCACCAUCUACGUCCUCAACCUGGCCGUGGCCGACUUCACCUUCCUCCUCUCCAUCACCAUUGCCCUUGUGAUACUUUAUGUCCCAGAGACCCUUUGUCACAGGCUGAGCUCACGGGAUGUGACGACUGUGUUGAACAUCACCAUCCUCUUCUCUUUCACUGCCAGCGUCUACCUCUUGACAGCCUUCAGUGCCUUGACAGCUCUGUCUGUCCUCCCCAUGACCUGCUGCCCCUGCCACCGCUCCCAGUGCUUGACAGUGCUCGUAUGUGCCCUGCUCUGGGCCCUCUCCUUCCUCCUCACCAUGACCCUCUUCUUCUGCCCUGCAGCGCUCAUUGCCUUCAUCCUGAGCUACCUCUUAUCGCUGCUUACCCUGGUUUUAUCUGGUCUAACCCUGCUUGCCAGGGUCUUGUGUUGUUCGUGGCAACAUCCUCCAAGGAAGCUCUGUGCUGUGGUCCUGCUCACUGUCUUCUUCUUCCCCUUCCUCACUGCUGAUUUUGGGUAUUGGCUUUUGCUAAGGCUGUUUCAUUUUUCAGUCUUCGUCUUCGAUGCCUCUCUCCCCUUGGCCUGUGUCAACAGCAGCAUCAACCCUUGUAUUUACUUCUUGGCUGGGAGCUGCACAAAGAAGUUCACGCUCUCUGUGAGGGUUGCUUUCCAGAGGGCUUUUGGAGACGUAACAGAGCCCCAAAAUAGAGAUGAAAAUCGCAGAGAAAACACAGUGGAGCCAGCUGUUUAA
Molecule: messenger RNA, 882 nt
Organism: Nestor notabilis (Kea)
Lineage: Eukaryota; Metazoa; Chordata; Aves; Psittaciformes; Psittacidae
Product: proto-oncogene Mas-like
Exons: 1
Coding region: 1-882 (293 amino acids)
Biological process (GO): G protein-coupled receptor signaling pathway
Cellular component (GO): membrane
Molecular function (GO): G protein-coupled receptor activity
Source: RefSeq, a predicted model, not a curated record